Molecule: messenger RNA, 903 nt
Organism: Scutellospora calospora
Lineage: Eukaryota; Fungi; Glomeromycota; Glomeromycetes; Diversisporales; Gigasporaceae
Source: the annotation of a GenBank genome assembly
AUGCCCAUUAAAGAUCCCCUUAAAAGAAGAGAAUAUCAACGAGAACUGAUGAGGAAAAGACGAAAUUCGGGUCUAACUGAUAAGAAUGUUAGUCCUGUGUUAGACCUUAAAGAAAAUGUUAGUCCCGUUAGUCCUCAAAUGUUAGACCCUGGACUAACUGUUAGUCCCAAUCAGGAAAAGUUAGACCCGGAGACCUUGAUUAAAGGUCGACGAAGGCACGAGGGGCCAGAGCUUGGUUGGAUGGUUGACUGUGAGAUAGCAGAGUUUUCUAAACUCGCUAACCUCGAACAAGUAGAAACUCAUCAACCUGAUACCAUUAUCUACGAACACACUAAUUUUGUUAGAGUGAAAGGGAAAGAUAUGACUAGUUUAUUUAAGUUGCUAGGGGCUGUGGAAGUUUUGCCUUACCUAUUUGCUUUUGUGAAACAGAUCUAUCAGGUGCCAGUUAAUCAAGUCAAGUCCCUCAAAGACAAACUGUUAAAAGGAACUAAAACCAUAGCCGGGUUAGAAUACCACCAAGGAAGAGCUGAGGUUUAUAAAGAAAAAGGAUUGUUUCAUAUUUAUUUAACCGAAAGAAAGACUGGGAAGACUUUUAGUAAGAUUUUGGAACUCUUUUCAAGAAAGGCUAGAGGGGGAAGAGCUAAAACUGUUAGUGAGAUUGUUUAUGAGGAAGCUAUUCCUAUUGAUCAAGAGUUUUUAGGGAAGGAACAGUUUAAUUUUAGAGAUUUAGUGGAUAGUUUGAAGAGGAAGGAUAAACCCCUUAAAAUAACUUUUUUAGCUAAUCCUUAUAGUUGGAGUAGUUGGUUUUUGGGGGUGUUUGAGGAGGAAGGGGGAUUAUGGGGGGCUAAGAAACAUGCUGAAGAACUUUUAGCCACUAAGGAUAAAGCAGGGGUGAAAGUUUGA